This is a messenger RNA of Homarus americanus (American lobster), 1030 nucleotides long. RefSeq names its product serine/threonine-protein kinase SBK1-like. Gene Ontology annotation, molecular function: ATP binding; protein serine/threonine kinase activity. Gene Ontology annotation, biological process: peptidyl-serine phosphorylation; peptidyl-threonine phosphorylation. The record is from RefSeq and is a predicted model, not a curated record. The coding region runs from base 135 to 860 and encodes 241 amino acids. NCBI's taxonomy places the organism in Eukaryota, Metazoa, Arthropoda, Malacostraca, Decapoda, Nephropidae. The transcript has a single exon.
CAGACGCCUCCAGUCUGGCGACAACGUGGCUCUCAAGUGUGUACAGAAGGACACCACGACCAUGGAAGACUUUGUUCGCGAGUUCUGCUUCAACUACUCCCUCAGUUCUCAUCCCAACAUUGUAAAAUGUUUCGAUGAAACCCUUUGAGACAUAUGACUCUUACGCCUUUGCACAAGAAUUUGCCCCAAUCAGCGAUCUGUCCAAGUUUGUGAGAGUAGGAGGUGUAGGUGAAGCACGAGCCAAGAGAGCAGCAGAACAGGUUACUCAAGCCCUAGAGUUCAUGCAUAAGGAGGACUUGGUUCAUCGGGAUGUUUGUAUCGACAACAUCUUCGUGUUCAACAGGGAAGUGACUCGCUUCAAGUUGGGUGACUUCGGCAGCACACAGCGAGUUGGAGCCUUCGUGAAGAAUCAGAACGUUCAGUCACCUUGGGCUCCACCAGAGGUGAGCCUCACCGUGUACAAUGAGGGCUACCACGUGCACACUGCCCAGGACGCCUGGCAACUUGGCAUCCUCAUCUAUGUAUGCCUGACGGGUUCAUAUCCUUGGUCGUCAGCCGACAUCACAGACCAACAUUACAACUCAUGGGUGGCCUGGCUCAAACGUAAGACCGCUAAGUUACCUCCACACUUCAAGUGUUUCACUCCUCGUCUUCUUCGCCUUCUACGACGCCUUCUGCAGCCCAAACCUGAUAAGCGCUCAGGUGUGAGGGAGGUGUACAAGUAUCUGUCUGACCCCUGGCUCAUAAAAGGAGCAGAGGAUUUUGGUAUCUCAUCGGACAGCAGUUCAUCAGAAAGCCUGUCACAGGAAUCUCUUGUUACUCGCAUUGAGAAGAAGUUGGCUAAGUUAUUGCACCCAUAAGUACAUCGUCCAGACAACCUACUAGAGAAAUUAUCUUCAUUUUCUAAGAAGAUAUUGACACUGACACUCCGCUGGGUCCAUCACCCAGCACGAGCUGGAGUCCAUCUACCUGUAUUUAACAUACCUCAACCGUCUACCCACACCUUCACAUAAUUAUCAACCGGAACCUG